CCGACCACGACGAUGAGCUCGUCCUUCGCCCCCUCUGGCGACCACAGCUUCUUCUCGACUCUCAAAUUCUCCUCUGGCUCCUCGACGCUCGUCACGACGCGCCUCGUCGCCGUCCCUGCGUCCCAAGAACACCAUGCAAGCGCUCCGACGAUCAAGGUAACGGCACAAGAGGCCCACUCGUCGACCUCACGCGAACAUCUCGCGUUGCCGAAGCGGAAAAGCCCUGACGACCUCGCGCGCAAGGUUGUCAAGAGGCGACGCGUCUCGCCACCCAGCAAUGAUCCUACCGAACCGGCCUCGCGAGCUUCCUCUCUAACCUCUGUGUCGAGCCGUCAAACUUCACGAGCAUCGUCGCUGCUCUCCGCGGACUACGCGUCUUCGCCCAGUACGCGGGCGACGUCGGUGGCGAGCGUUGCGUCUCCGGUGACGCCACCGCGGGAAUGCUGGAUAGACGAGAACGGAAAACCGGGUCCUGGCUUUCUCAGCUCGGAGGUUGUCGUGCGGAACCUGAUGAAGGGCUAUGUAUCAUCGCGUCAUCUNACGCAUCAUACCUCUCAAUUUCGUCGCAAUCCUCGUUCUCCGACUCUUCCAUAUCCUCCGCGUCCUCGCUCUCCUCCGUCUGCGCCCUGUCCUCGUACGCCAGGAAAGACUCGCCCGACUCGGAGCCGCACGUAGAUUACCUCCGUCUCCUCCAGCGGGCGAUCAAAAGCGCGACGGGCCGAUGUUCAUGAAAGUCAUGAGCGCAAUCAACGCGCUCCUGUCCCUGCUCAAGUAUCCCCCGCUCCCGCUGGACCCGUUUGACGCGCCCGCUGCCAACCACCUCGGUGUAACGGUGCGGGGGUGGCAGCGCAUACCCACAAACGUGGUGCACCGCAUCGCUGACGAGACGUACCAGCGUGCCGUCGGGCCGCACAUCGACGUCCUGAAGCGGUACGAGGCGUUCUCGUCCGAAGUGUACGGCGAGCUCAUGCCGACGUUCGUUUCGGACGUCAUCCGUGCGACGGGCCUGCAUGGGGGUUCUCUAUUUCUCGACAUGGGGUCGGGCGUAGGGAAUGUGGUGAUGCAGGCGAGUCUAGAGACGGGGUGCCGGAGCUACGGGAUCGAAAUUAUGCCCGGUCCUGCGCAGAUCGCGCGGAGCCAACUGGAGCAGUUCAAGACGAGAUGUCGGAUGUGGGGGGUGAGGAUGGGCGAGGUCGAGCUGGAGGAGGGGGACAUGUUGAAGAGUGCGAAGGUGGACGAGCUGGUGAAGAGUGCGGACGUAGUACUGGUGAAUAACAAGGUCUUCCUGGAGCCGCUCAAUGAGGCACUGAGGCAGAAGUUCCUGGACUUGAAGGAGGGUGCGAUCGUCGUCUCUCUCAAGUGCCUGAUGGGCUCUGGAAGGUCCGCCGCGCGAGAACGGAGCGCCUCGCCAGCACUCAAAGAACGCAACCUGGACGACAUUAGUGAGAUCUUCACCGUCACCGCGCGGCCGUAUUACCCCGGCAGCGUUUCGUGGGGCGGCGCUGGAGGAGAGUACUUCCUGCAGCGGAUGAACCGCGAAGACUAUGCGCGGAGGAAGAUGCUGUUUGAGAGCUCGCGGGCGGGCUCUGGGAGGGUCACGCGAUCGCGAAGGUGACAAGUCCUUCGCCUUGCCUUUGACUUGGGGACUCCGAUAUUCUGUCGCUAUCUGAGGGACUCUGGACAUGAACGUCACGCAUCUGGACGCGCUCGGUACAGGUGAACAUAUCUUGGGACAACGCCUUUGUGUUGCUCAGGUUCUGCUGCUUGAUCUUCGUCCUCAGCCGUGACUUUGUGCAAGCAUCCGUCCGUUGACAUUGUCUGCCCCCAGUGCUUCCCCUCCCCCUUAUUGUAGUCUGUCAACACUAGUAGUUAGAACCUUGACUUUACACCCCGUCAGUCGCAUCGUACAUCUCUGCUCGUUCACAUCCAUAUUGC
Dichomitus squalens LYAD-421 SS1 is the source of this 1935-nucleotide messenger RNA. RefSeq names its product DOT1-domain-containing protein. Lineage: Eukaryota; Fungi; Basidiomycota; Agaricomycetes; Polyporales; Polyporaceae. Gene Ontology annotation, biological process: DNA repair; DNA damage checkpoint signaling; regulation of transcription regulatory region DNA binding. The coding region runs from base 521 to 1615 and encodes 364 amino acids. The record is from RefSeq and is a predicted model, not a curated record. The transcript is spliced from 4 exons. Gene Ontology annotation, molecular function: histone H3K79 methyltransferase activity. Gene Ontology annotation, cellular component: nucleus.